Messenger RNA from Pyrus x bretschneideri (Chinese white pear), 1068 nucleotides. RefSeq names its product oligoribonuclease. The record is from RefSeq and is a predicted model, not a curated record. The coding region runs from base 163 to 912 and encodes 249 amino acids. Gene Ontology annotation, molecular function: 3'-5'-RNA exonuclease activity; nucleic acid binding. Gene Ontology annotation, cellular component: mitochondrion. NCBI's taxonomy places the organism in Eukaryota, Viridiplantae, Streptophyta, Magnoliopsida, Rosales, Rosaceae. The transcript has 8 exons.
UCAAUUUGAUUACGAUUUGUAAACGUGCCCGAAGUCGCAGAAUGAGACACUUGUGAUUGCAGCUAACCGCAGUUGUGAAAUUGCUCUCUCGUUAAACCCCUGUUUCACUUCAAAUUUUGCCCAGAACCACAACCAAGCAACCAUAUUCAACACAGAGAAACAAUGGAGUGCCUCGCAAAUGCGUUCUCUGUGCUGGAGCUCGACGCGGAAGACGACGAUCCAAUGCGAUUCGCAUCUUCUGCUUCCAAUGACACUCCUAAAUCUUCAGGCAGCGAUAAGAAAGUCAUCAACUCUGAUAAAAUGUUGCUCAUAAACGAGAAGCAGAGUCAACAAAGUACAGAGAUGCUUCCAAAAGAAUACAAGAUGCCCCUGGUAUGGAUUGACUUGGAAAUGACUGGUUUAAAUGUUGAAGUUGAUCGAAUACUGGAGAUUGCUUGUAUAAUCACUGAUGGAAAAUUAACCAAGUCAGUGGAGGGCCCAGAUUUAGUUAUCCAUCAAACUAAGGAGUGUUUAGAUAGAAUGGGAGAAUGGUGUCAAACUCAUCAUGCAGCUAGUGGGUUGACGACAAAAGUGCUCGAAAGUUCGAUUAGUGAAAAAGAAGCUGAACAGCAGGUCAUAGAAUUUGUAAAGAGAAACAUUGGAACAUAUCAACCUGUCUUAGCAGGAAAUUCAGUUUAUGUGGAUUUUCUGUUUUUGAAGAAGUACAUGCCGGAUUUGGCUCGCCUUUUCUCCCAUGUAUUAGUGGAUGUUAGCAGUAUUAAAGCUCUAUGCAUUCGCUGGUAUCCUAGAGCAGAUAAUCAGAAAGCCCCUUCCAAAGAAAAUAAACACAGAGCCUUGGACGAUAUCAGAGAAAGCAUCAGAGAGCUCAAAUACUACAAGGACAAUAUAUUCAAAGCAUUUAGAAAGAAGUGACUCAAGGCGGCCUCAAACCCCUUUACUACUUCAUUACUAGCAGUUUGUGUAUUACUACUAUAAUUAUGCAUUAAAAUUAAACAAUGGAGAUGAUUUGUAUUGGGACUACAUUGAUGUUAUGCCGACCUGUCAAGUUAUAUAAUUAUGUCCGACUUA